This is a messenger RNA of Cydia fagiglandana, 1760 nucleotides long. RefSeq names its product facilitated trehalose transporter Tret1-like. The coding region runs from base 1 to 1686 and encodes 561 amino acids. Gene Ontology annotation, biological process: transmembrane transport. The record is from RefSeq and is a predicted model, not a curated record. Lineage: Eukaryota; Metazoa; Arthropoda; Insecta; Lepidoptera; Tortricidae. Gene Ontology annotation, cellular component: membrane. The transcript is spliced from 7 exons. Gene Ontology annotation, molecular function: transmembrane transporter activity.
AUGUAUGACGAAGACACUGAAAUAUUAACAUCAGCGUUCAAGAGCCGGAUCAUCUCUUAUAGACUGUUUACCAAGGAAGAAUAUCUCACUCCUGACGAUUUCAUGGACAGUGUACGCCAACGAGUUGUUAAUCUCAUAGAGGAGAAUAUAUCUAGGGUUAAGAGCGCUGUUAAGGUGAAUUUGCAACUUUUCGGACGAUAUAGUAAAUGGAUCAAGGUGAAUGAUAAUGAUCAGGAGGUGGAGGAGGUGAAAUCUUUCAACACCAAGAAUAAAGUAAUUUCAUUAGAUGGGUGCAACGUAAAUGAAAUUUAUCAAUUGUUUAUGGAGGAGAUCAGAGUUAAGGCUGAAGACUUUCAAGAACGGGACAUAAACCUAGGACACAUAUUGACCGGGUACUCCAUGGGAUGGUCGUCGCCAGUGUUAGUGAAACUGUUUGAUGAAGAGCAGAGCCCUCUACCGGAUAUCAUCACAACUACGGAGGCGUCAUGGAUUGCGUCUUCGUUUAUGGCUGGAUUAGUUACAGGCAUUUUUCCCCUCGGAAUUGUCGCAAAUUUAAUUGGAAGAAAACCCUGUAUAAUUUUAUCGUCAUUACUGACGUUGACGGGACAAACCUUGUUAGCUGUGUCUCUCGAUACGACAUGGAUAUAUUGUGGACAAGUGAUAAAAGGCUUGGGAGCGUCUGGAUUAGCUCUUUUGGACUGUUUAUACAUUGGAGAAAUAGCGUCACCAAACAUCAGAGGAAUAUUAUCCGCAUCCACAAAUGUUUUUCACGCAUUCGGCAUACUGUUAGUAUAUGCUAUCGGCCCUUAUGUCUCAUACAGGGUGGUUUCCUACGUGUUCAUUGUCAUCAAUGUUGCACAUUUGGUCUGCUGUUCGUGCUUUCUACCUGAGAGCCCCGUGUUUUAUGUUAUUAAAGACAAGGAAGAAGCUGCCAAAAAAGUACUACAUGAACUUGGGAGAAGCAAAGAUAUAGACACAGAAUUAAAAACAAUGAUAGAACAGCAUAAAAAAAAUAACACAGACGCAAAAUGUAUCCAACUGUUUACAAUAAAAAACAAUAGGAAGGCACUGAUCAUAAAUCUUGUGUUGAUGACAUUGAAUCAAGGGAGUGGCAUGACGUGUGUGUUAUUUUAUGCUACAAUGAUAUUUGAGAGUGCGGGUGCGGGCUCAUCUAUAGCUCCGGAAAUAUCUUCUAUAAUAUUGGGAGUGACACAGUUUGUUGGCGCGAUUGUAACGCCGUUUUUCAUUGAUAAGUAUGGGAGGAGAACGUUGCUGUUGUUGUCUUUGCCGUUGUGUUGUUUGUUUCUGACCACGUUAGGAGCUUACUUUUACCUAGAAAUGAUCAAGUAUUCCGCGAUAGACUCCAUUCGAUGGCUGCCUCUGUUCGCUCUCAUGGCGUAUAUAUUUAGCUUCAGUUUUGGUAUAAAUUGCAUACCAUUCGUCGUCCUUGGCGAAACCUUCCGCCCGAACAUGCGCAGUCUCGGAGCCUCUACCGCCACGACCAUCGGUUGCAUCGCAGGCUUCAUCAGCUUGGCCAGCUUCAGCCCCAUCAUCAGCGCCUUCGGCAGCCAUGCUGUCUUCUGGAUAUACGCUGGACUCUGCUGCUUUGGGUUCCUGUUCACGUUCUUCGUUGUCCCGGAGACGAGAGGCCGGAGCUUGAUGGAGAUCGAACGGAUGCUGGGAUGAAUGCAGCUAAAUUGAAUAGGAGAAAUUUUAAGGAAUUUAUUGAAAUAAAGGUAUAAGUUGAAUCUAAGAACUUG